AUGGUAAGCGAUGGAAAAUGUGAUGUUGACGGCUCAGAUUACUGUGGAAAGAUCGACAGCUUGGAGCACCUAUUCUGGUGGCAGAAGGCAUGCAUCUAUCAAGUGCUUGUUCAAAGUUUCCAAGACACCAAUGGUGAUGGCAAGGGCGAUCUUCUCGGCAUAGUUGCGCGUCUUGACUAUUUCAUCGCGCUAGGGGUCGAUGCUAUUUGGAUAUCUCCUAUCUAUGAAUCGCCCAUGCAUGAUAUGGGUGAUUAUCGUAAGAUAAACCGGAUAUUUGGGACGCUAGAAGAUUUCGAACUGUUGGUUAAAGAAGCUCACAAUCGAGAUUUGAGAAUUAUCCUCGACAUUGCUCUCAAUCACACUUCGUCGGCGCAUAAGUGGUUUCAAGAGUCUAGAAAAUCGCGCAAGAAUCCGGGAUUGGGAAAAGGGAAUUGGUAUUUUUGGAAUCCAGGAAAACUUGAUGAGAAUGGGGAUCGACUCCCACCAAACAACUGGGAGAGUACAUUCACUGGCUCAGCUUGGGAAUUUGAUGAGAUGGCUGGCGAAUUCUAUUUGCACAUAUUUGGAAGAAAUCAACCAGAUCUCAACUGGGACUGUGAGGAUGUCCGACAAGAAUUGUAUAGCGUGCUGAGAUUUUGGCUAGAUAAGGGUGUUGACGGCUUUCGAUUGGACACAAUGAAUCUCGUCUCGAAAACAUCCGAGUUCCCCGAUGCGCCUAUAUCCAAGAGUGAUUGUCCUUGGCAGCCAGCAAAUCAUCUUUUUGCCAACGGCCCCCAUAUUCAUGAAUAUUUGCAGGAAAUGUACGAACAGGUUUUUGCACAUUAUGAUUGUGUAACACUGGCUGAGAUGUCCUGUGGUGUCACACCCCUGGAUGCGUUCCAGCAUGUGGAACUGGACUGCCAAGACGGAAAUAAGUGGAUGCUGAGAGAAUGGGAACUUCCCGAGCUCAAACGCGUCAUUGAGGAAUGGCAGGAAACUCUAGUGAGCAAUGGCGGCUGGAACACAGUUUGGAUGGAGAACCACGAUCAGCCGAGAGGUAUAUCCCGAUUUACUACAAAUAGUCCUCGCUUUCGAGCACUCUGUGCAAAACUUCUGGCUUUGUGGCAAUUCACCUUGCAAGGUACCAAUCUCAUUUUCCAGGGUCAAGAGCUGGGUUUGGUUAAUCCCAAUAUCUUCCGUGAGGAUAUGAACCAGGAUAUUGAGACGAUUCAGUACUGGAAUGCAGCAUGCGAGGACGCUAGUGCAGGCGCAUCCCAUAAACUUGAGCUUGCAAAGAAAGCCAUUGUUAUGAAAGGUCGAGACAACACCCGCAUUCCUUUUCCGUGGACAGAUGACCCACACGGGGGAUUCUGCUCGCCCACCGCACAGCCAUGGAUCCCAGCUCUUGACCCGGACAGUGAAUGGUGCGGCGCCAACCAGCAACGAUGUCCAGAGUCCGUAUGGUCCUUUUAUCGGUCCAUCAUCAAGAUGCGAAGAGCGCAUCCUACCUUGUAUUAUGGGUCAUUUCAAAGUCUAGACAUCGAUAAUCCACUUGUCUGGGCCUACAAACGGAGGUCCAAGCACGCCUGCUACUUGACCGUGCUCAACUUCAGCCCCGGGGCAACAUCUUGGCGAUAUGUGGAUCACGGAAUUGUUCUCUCAUGCUCGACGAUGCUCAUCUCCAAUCACCAAACAUGUGAGGCCAAAUCAACACCGAAUGAGAUCCUUCUGCGGCCGUUUGAGGGUCGGCUGUAUCAGCUUGCGGCAGAAGCGCACCCGAAUUUUUGA
This is a messenger RNA of Penicillium macrosclerotiorum, 1767 nucleotides long. Its product is annotated as glycoside hydrolase family 13 protein. Gene Ontology annotation, biological process: oligosaccharide catabolic process. Gene Ontology annotation, molecular function: alpha-amylase activity. The coding region runs from base 1 to 1767 and encodes 588 amino acids. The transcript is spliced from 11 exons. The record is from RefSeq and is a predicted model, not a curated record. Lineage: Eukaryota; Fungi; Ascomycota; Eurotiomycetes; Eurotiales; Aspergillaceae.